ACUUGGCUACACGUUACAACGGCCACCGCCACUCGCGUCACGUAUCGAGAUCCAUUGAGGGGCAAAAAUGGGUGUCAACCAGUCGACGAGGAGCGAGCCUACUCCAGGAGAAGAAGUGAACUUCGAUCACUUUCAAAUUCUACGCGCCAUUGGAAAAGGAAGUUUCGGAAAGGUGUGCAUAGUGCAGAAGCGGGACCGUGCCGGGAACAUGUACGCGAUGAAGUACGUCCACAAGGGCGAGUGUGCCGUAAGAGGGGCGUUGAAGAACGUGGCGCGUGAAGUGGAGAUCCUCUCGCAGCUGGAACACCCGUGUUUGGUGAAUCUGUGGUUCAGCUUCCAAGACGAGGAGGAUCUAUUCAUGGUUUCUGACCUGCUGCUCGGCGGCGAUCUCAGGUACCACAUUCAACAGGAAGUAAUGUUCACGGAGGAGAGUGUGAUACUGUUCGUGGCGGAGAUUGCUCUGGCUCUCGAUUAUUUGCAGAGUCACAAAAUCGUUCAUCGUGACAUAAAGCCCGACAACAUCCUGUUGGACGAGGAAGGACACGCGCACGUGACGGAUUUCAACAUUGCCACGGUGCUGGAGGACGGUGAAUUAGCCACUUCGAUGUCAGGAACAAAACCGUACAUAGCACCAGAAAUUUACAUGUGCUCCUGCGAGGAGUACGGUGUCCUCGGCUACGGUUUCUCCGUGGAUUGGUGGAGCUUGGGAGUUCUCGCAUGGGAAACCCUCGCCGGGGAACGUCCUUAUCCUCUCUGCUCUACAACCACGCACAGAGAGGCUUUACAAAUCCUCCAGAAGGAAAAGCCUACACCAGCCGGAUGGAGUCCUCUGAUACGCGAGCUUCUCGAUAGGCUGUUAACUGUGGCGCCUGGCGCGCGUACUUCCACGCUGAAGGAACUAAAGCAGGUGACCGUGAUGAGGGAGCUUGACUUUGACAAGGUGUUGAACAAGCAGAUCAAGCCUCCGUUCACGCCGCCUAAGGAUCAUCUGAACUGUGACCCGACUUUCGAGCUCGAGGAGAUGAUCAUCGAGACGAAGCCGCUGCACAAGAAAAAGAAGCGUCUGGCGAAGCAAAGAUCUCUGAAAGUCGAUCAUCCACCGGAGGAGACGGCGAUAGGGCUGGUGGACGCCGCUGGACCAAGCAUGGAUUUCAGGAGAUUAGCAUUCAUCCCGGAGUACCGUGUGUACAAUCGCGAACGGGAGAUGGAGAGGCAAGAGAGAGAGAGAAAGGAGAAACAGUGGGAGAAAGAACUGAACACUGCCAUGAAGGGUGCCGAGGAAAGAUUGAAGAUAAAGCAGCAGCCAGCACAGCGAAGCGGAAACCGGCUGACAGUGUCGACGUCCAGCGUAAAGUCGCGUAUAAACGCGUCACCAAGGCAAGGAAGACGCGCGAGCACCGCGACGUCCUCGGACAUCGACUACAUCGACGCGAGUCCUGAACCCUCCACGUCGUAAAUUUCUCCUGGGUGAUUCCUCUUGGUGUACGGUACAGUGGGCGACAACCGAUAUUUUCAUAGGGGAAAUCCAUCGGCGAAAUUCAUCCCCCGGUCGUUCUACAAUUUAUAUAGACCAUUUCAGAUAUACAGAAAUUAUUCAUUCACGAUAUCUAGUGUUUCUCUGAACACGACGAUGAAUUUCUUCGGUGAACUUCAACGAAGAAAUGUUAUUUCUUUCGGGAGCCAAUGUGAUACU
Habropoda laboriosa is the source of this 1693-nucleotide messenger RNA. Its product is annotated as serine/threonine-protein kinase 32A. Gene Ontology annotation, biological process: protein phosphorylation; regulation of signal transduction; G protein-coupled receptor signaling pathway. The transcript has 9 exons. NCBI's taxonomy places the organism in Eukaryota, Metazoa, Arthropoda, Insecta, Hymenoptera, Apidae. Bases 68 to 1456 code for a protein of 462 amino acids. The record is from RefSeq and is a predicted model, not a curated record. Gene Ontology annotation, molecular function: ATP binding; G protein-coupled receptor kinase activity; G protein-coupled receptor binding.